Cladocopium goreaui is the source of this 1213-nucleotide messenger RNA. The record is from the annotation of a GenBank genome assembly. Lineage: Eukaryota; Dinophyceae; Suessiales; Symbiodiniaceae.
AUGGAGCUACCGGCUCGCUGCGUGUCGAUGCCGGAGGAACCCAAGCGGAUGAUCGAGAGCGAUGAGUUCGAAGAGGAUGGCCUGUUGCACUUAGAAGGCGCAGAGCAGUUGGUGAGCAAACAACGCAGCAACAUCAGCAACCGCUCGCUUCGCUCGGUGGGAGAGCUUUCGCAACAAACCUCCAGUGCUCAGUGGCAAGAACCCGAACAGGGUGUGAUCAUUGUGGACUGGGAUGAUACCUUAUUUCCGACCUCAUGGCUGUCUGAGAAACAAGAGUUCCGUUACUGGCAGAAACGUUGGUCUUCUUCGGAGAAGAAGAUGCCGGAGUUUUCGCAGGAGGACCUACAGCAACUGGCGGAACUGGACCAAGCGGCACGAUCCUUCGUGACGGCCGCCUCAGCUUUGGGCCAGGUGUGUUGCGUGACUUUGUCGCGACGGCCUUGGCAACAGAAUACCAUGAGCGCCUUUAUGCCAAAGCUUGCAAGCGCGUGGGAAGAAGAAGGAAUUCAGGUCGUGUAUGCGAGCGAGACCUUUGUCAUCUCGCAAGGUGUCAUGGCCACAGAGUGCCGACAUAGUAGCCAGAUGGCUGCGGAGGAACAGGAGACGAUCAUCAUGAACCGCGCCAUGAAAAAGAAGGAGACUGCGAUGAAGCGAGUCAUCAAACACGCCUACGAGGGAAAAAGCUGGAAAAAUGUGGUGAGUAUCGGCGAUGGUGAAGCCGAGUUCAAUGCCAUGAGGGAGAUCUCCUUCAAACAUGUGAACCCGAAGGGCCAUAGAGGUGACCAGAAGUCCUUCCGAAUGAAGGCGGUGCAGAUGCUGGAUUCCCCAUGUUGCAGUGAGUUGAUUACACAACUGCAGAUUCUUCAAGCAUGGCUUCCAGCUCUCAUGCACUUGGACGACGACUUUUUUGUCACCUUGGGCGAUAGCGAAGAGGACAUCAUGGCAAUGCAUCAAAAAUUGCUGGAUCGCCUUGAAGGAGGGAAUUGAGGUCAAGUACCCAAUUAGAGUGCCGGGGUAGGCGGUUCGCCGCCAAAGAUGAACAGAGGACAAUCGCGGCAGCCAAUUGGUGCCCCGGUGAUGUUUGAAGAACCAGUUGGAGCUGCGGCCAAAGUGAGCCAGAUUUGAGCGGUAUAUACUCAGCGAAUGUUUCGCCAACAAUUUGUCAUAUGCUCUUUGAAGAUGUUUCAGUCCAUUAUCUCUUUCAUAUGGACUG